Messenger RNA from Enterobius vermicularis (human pinworm), 359 nucleotides. NCBI's taxonomy places the organism in Eukaryota, Metazoa, Nematoda, Chromadorea, Rhabditida, Oxyuridae. The record is from the annotation of a GenBank genome assembly.
UUGUUUUCAACUGUAAUUUUUUUAGAUUCAUCAUUAGAUUGGACCGGAAAUAUUUCAUCGCGAAAGAAGAGAAAACCAUACACUAAGCAUCAAACAUUGGAACUAGAAAAAGAAUUCUUAUUUAAUACUUAUGUUAGUAAGCAAAAACGAUGGGAAUUAGCGAGAAAUUUGGUGCUAUCAGAACGGCAAGUAAAAAUUUGGUUUCAGUUGAAUACAGUGCAUAUCGGUUUAUUGGUUUUUUUUGCGAAAUUUCAGAAUCGACGAAUGAAGGACAAAAAACAGAAGCAACGAUCAUCUGUUGAUCCAUCAUGCAGUUCUCAAUUAAUGAUACCAAGAGAAUCCAAUAAUAAUUUAUGAAA